UUCAAAUACCGAGCAAAGCUUUCCAGCUUCAGCCUUGCUCUGUUUCUUGUUUUAUAAGUCGCUCUCUGAGGCCUUUAAUGUAGAGGCGAGCUGAGAAAAUUCUCAUUUAUUACCCUCCAUUACCUCCAUAAUAGACGCUGGCGCCAUCAAGUUCGAUUGAAGAGACGCAUAUCCUUAUCUAUUCGCUCCGCGAAUCUAAAGCGCCCAGAUAACAUACGUGAGAAUGGCAGAGAAUACAACAUCCCUCGAAAAGAAGCUGGGACCAGAGCUCGGAGGAUUGAACGAUGAUACAGUUGCCGCCGUUGACCAUGGUGUCGAAGUUAACGCAGCUGGUUAUAAAGAUCAGCUAAAGCGACAAUAUGGUCUUCUCGGCAUCGUCGGUAUUGCGCUCACGGUGGACAACGCCUGGGCAGCUUUAGGUUCUUCGAUCUCAGUUUCUAUUCUCAACGGCGGCCCACCGGGUCUCAUUUACGGACUCAUUGUUGCGCUCUUCUGGUAUUCAUUCAUAGGAAUGAGUUUAGCUGAGCUGGCUUCAUCGGUUCCUACUGCGGGUGGUGUCUACCAUUGGGCUACCAUCGCGGCCGGUCCGAAAUGGGGACGAGCUGUAGGGUUCUUUACGGGAUGGAUCAACUUCUACGGCUGGAUGUUUGAUUUGGCUGCCCUAAUCCAAAUUACGGCCAACAUCCUCGUCCAGAUGUAUGCGACUUACCAUCAAGAUACCUACGUUCCAGACGCCUGGCACGUCUUUGUCACAUACCUUGGCGUCCUAUGGCUCUCAGCUGCCUUCGUUAUAUUUGCCAACAAACUCGUCCCGUAUACGCAGAAUUGCGGCAUGUUCUUCGUCCUCGUUGGAGGAAUCAUAACUAUUAUUGUGAUAUCGGCAAUGCCGACUACUCAUGCUACCAACCAUUUUGUGUGGGGUUCAUUCAAAGAAAACAACUUGACGGGUUGGCAAGACGGAGUCGCAUUUCUCCUUGGCGUCUUAAACGGAGCUUUCACUAUCGGUACACCCGACGCCAUCACUCAUAUUGCAGAGGAGCUUCCGAGACCAAAGAGAGACCUUCCAAGAGCCAUGGGGCUUCAGAUUGGGUUGGGAUUCCUUUACGCGUUCAUCUUCGCUAUCGCACUAGGCUAUGCCAUUACGGACAUCGAAGCUUUACAAGGUGGAAUCAACACGUACCCCCUUGCUGUUAUAUACCAACAAGCAACCGGAAGUCCAGCUGGAACGUUUGGCCUCUUGUUCGUCCUGUUCCUUAGCAGUAUUUGCUGUUGCGUUGGAACAGUGCUGACUAACUCACGCACGUACUGGGCCCUUGCUCGCGAUAAGGCCGUGCCUUUUUACGGUAUUUUUGGUCAAGUUAACGAAGACCUAAGCUGUCCUGUAUACGCUACCCUGUUUGUCACGGUAAUUGCUACGGGACUUGGAGCCAUUCCGCUAGGAAGUUCGAGUGCUUUCUUAGCUCUUACUGGGUCUUUCAUCGUUCUAACAACUGUAUCAUACGUGAUUCCGUUCGCCGCAAACUUGGCAACUGGCCGAAAGAACUUCCCCCCAGGCCCAUUCCACAUGGGAAGAUUUGGUUAUGUGAUUAAUUCUACGGCUGUCUUGCUAACCACUCUAUUUGUUAUCCUUUUCUGCUUCCGUAAGCCGCAUCUAUUCAUUUUCAUUAGCUUCAUGACUAACUUUACUAUUCUAGCCUACGAAUUACCUACGACGGCCGAAGCCAUGAACUACAACAGCGUAGUACUUGUAGGCACCGUUACCCUCUCUACGAUUUGGUGGCUUAUCCACGGAUCUCGUCACUACCCGGGACCUAAGGUGAUGAAGUUAUAUAUCCAUAACGAUGUAAUUGAAACGAACGGCGAAGAAGUUAAGAAUACCGGAACAUCGCUAAAUAACGAAAGCAUUCCAACAACCGAAAAAUAGACGAUAGACUUCAAUCGCGGGGACCAGAAAAAAAUAUAGAAUGGCGGAAGGCGGGAUUCGGUUUCAUCAUUUUGGUAUCCGGUUCUCUUGAAUCAGAGACCGUACUGCGAAUUAUACAUCAUCUAUAUACCAUAUACCAUAGGGCUAGGUGUUUCAGGUUUGUCUAGAGGUC
This is a messenger RNA of Annulohypoxylon truncatum, 2096 nucleotides long. RefSeq names its product putative choline transport protein. The record is from RefSeq and is a predicted model, not a curated record. The coding region runs from base 224 to 1924 and encodes 566 amino acids. Gene Ontology annotation, biological process: transmembrane transport. NCBI's taxonomy places the organism in Eukaryota, Fungi, Ascomycota, Sordariomycetes, Xylariales, Hypoxylaceae. The transcript is spliced from 4 exons. Gene Ontology annotation, molecular function: transmembrane transporter activity. Gene Ontology annotation, cellular component: membrane.